Cyprinodon tularosa is the source of this 4280-nucleotide messenger RNA. RefSeq names its product erythrocyte membrane protein band 4.1-like 3b (gene epb41l3b). The record is from RefSeq and is a predicted model, not a curated record. Gene Ontology annotation, molecular function: structural molecule activity; actin binding. Gene Ontology annotation, cellular component: plasma membrane; cytoskeleton. The transcript has 27 exons. Bases 203 to 3859 code for a protein of 1218 amino acids. NCBI's taxonomy places the organism in Eukaryota, Metazoa, Chordata, Actinopteri, Cyprinodontiformes, Cyprinodontidae. Gene Ontology annotation, biological process: cortical actin cytoskeleton organization.
CGGGGUUAGUCUGCUCCGCUCCGGGUGAGGUUUACGAAAAGUGAGCGCUUACAGGUGUCCGGUCCUUUGCAGCCGGACUCAGAGGAGUUCCACGUCGGGCUUCCCAUCCCCUCCGCUCCGUGACUCUGCUGGCUGACAGCUGCGUGUUUUUCCGGGGGCGGAUUUCGCGUCUUUCCUCUCGGAAGACUCAGUGUGAUUUACAAUGACAACCGAAUCAGGCGCAGACUCUGAGGCCAAACAGCCGCAAGCGAAUAAGGAGGCAGAGAAGGGGAAAACUAAAGCAGCGGCUGACCCUGCCUCGCCCCAGAAACAGCCGGAGCAGCUCCCAGCAGCAGUGGGACACAGCACCCCGACCAGGAAAGACCAGGAGCAGGAGGAGGAUCAGGAGUCCCACAGGUCAUCCACCAGUCGCCUGUCCAAGUCUCCUUUGAGGGGCGUGAAGAAGGUGAAGAUGAUGCAGUGUAAGAUCACUCUGCUGGACGGCACUGAUUACACCGUCAACGUAGAGAAACGAGCCAAGGGCCAUGUGCUAUUUGAUAAAGUGUGUGAGCACCUCAACCUGCUGGAGAAGGACUAUUUUGGCGUCACAUACAGAGAUGUAGAGAAUCAGAAGAAUUGGUUGGACCCAUCCAAAGAGCUUAAGAAGCAGAUCAGGACUGGUCCCUGGAACUUCGCAUUCAACGUCAAGUUUUACCCUCCAGAUCCCUCGCAACUGAGCGAAGACAUAACAAGGUACUACCUUUGCUUGCAGCUGAGGGAUGACGUUGUUUCGGGUCGCCUGCCUUGUUCCUUCGCCACCCACACCCUGCUGGGUUCCUACACGGUACAGUCUGAACUCGGAGACUAUGACCUAGAGGAGAUGGGCAGCGAUUAUGUCAGUGAAAUCCGCUUCGCACCCAACCAGACCAAAGAGCUGGAGGAGAAAGUCAUGGAACUCCACAAGACCUAUAAGGGAAUGACACCAGCUGAGGCAGAAAUCCACUUCCUGGAAAACGCAAAGAAGCUGUCUAUGUAUGGUGUUGACCUUCAUCAUGCUAAGUUGGUAGGGAAUCUCUAUGAAAGCUUGGCUCCAGCUGAGGGAGAGGACUCUGAGGGUGUGGAGAUCAUGCUGGGAGUUUGUUCGAGCGGCCUCCUCAUCUACAGAGACAGGUUGCGGAUUAACAGAUUUGCUUGGCCCAAAAUCCUCAAGAUCUCAUACAAGAGGAACAACUUUUACAUCAAAAUCCGACCAGGCGAGUUUGAGCAGUUUGAAAGCACGAUUGGUUUCAAGCUUCCAAAUCAUCGCGCUAGCAAACGGCUAUGGAAGGUCUGCGUGGAGCACCACACCUUCUUCAGGCUGGUGUCUCCUGAGGCACCUCCAAAGAAGUUCCUCAGCCUCGGCUCCAAGUUUCGCUACAGCGGCAGGACCCAGGCUCAGACACGAAGGGCCAGUGCUCAGAUCGCCAGGCCUGCGCCGUUGUUUGAACGCACCUCCAGUAAACGCUACAACAUGUCACGCAGCCUAGAUGGAGCCCCCAUUACAGAGAACCAUGAGACUCCUGUGAAGGACGGCACAGGUGACGGUGUGCCCAAAGUUCUUGCCCAUGAAGACAUCAUCACCACGGUAACGACAGAGAGGAAGGCGGAGGAAGAGAAGGAGGAGCAGGAGGAAGUGCAGAAAGCGGCCACAGAGACACCGGAAGCGACGGAGAUGACACCGCUUAGACAUGACACAAAGCUCUCCCAUCUCGUCUACGCCAGUGACCCCCUCCGCUCCGAGCUCUCCCUCCCAUCAUCGCCCAUCCUGCCAAGCAAUCUGCGGCGGAGGUGCAGGGGGAGCGGCCGCAAGCGGGCUUCAUCGGUCAGCCCGGCCAAGAAUGGCAACGGCUGCCAGCGGCGGCAGGCCCGCGCAGACCGCAGAGCCGCCCUGCUGGAGGAGCAGGCGCUACUGCUGUCCGCUCGCAAGCAGCGCCUUGAGCAGGGCGCGCGGCGUGGCGGCACGCUCUUCUCCUUCUCCCUGCAUCUGCCCGACUUGUCCUCCGUUCUGGAUGAGGAUGGCUACAUCACAUUCCCCGAUCUGUCCGAAAUGCGCUUCAUCCCAGAGUGCGCGCAGAACUUCCUCCCCUUUAAGUCUCCGUCUCUCAUCCCCUGCUUCCUCUUCAUCUUCUUCUUCCUCCUCUCCACCUCCUUCUCAGUGCCCUACGCUCUCACCCUCUCCUUUCCGCUGGCGCUGUGUCUCUGCUACCUGGAGCCCAAGGCAGCCUCCCUGACCGCCUCCAUAGCCCAGGGCUACCAUGACCAUGACAGUUCAGAGGAAGAGGAGACUGACAGCGAACGUACGGACUUUGCCUGUGACGGAGACAUGACUGCCACAGAGUCGGAGGCUGAUGAGGACUCCGAGAUGCGGACUCAGUAUAGUUUCAUAAGACGAGCAAAAGGGGAAAAUGUUUUUAUCAGACAUAGUAACCUGAUGCUAGAGGACUCUGAGCCUCCACCUGAGGUGGUCAAGCAUCAGACCAACAUCAGUGAGCUGAAGCGCUCCUUCCUUGAAACUGGCAGCGGCAGCGGUGGUCCAGGUCAGACAGAAUGGGAGAAGAGACUCUCCUCGUCGCCUCUGCGCUCACCCAGAGCAGAUGAAUCUCCAAUGAUAGAACCUCUGGAACUGCAGGACGCUAAUGAUGAGCAGCCAACCGAGGAAGAGACGAAACAGGUGGUUGGAUCUAAAGACACUGUGGCGGCAGGAUAUCUGGUCAAAUACGUGCCGGAUAGCAUUGUAACCGAGGGGGCCACCUCCUCUGGGCCCCACGGUAUUAGCUUGUCGACCACCAUGGAUGAUGACGUCUUCAUAAAUGGGACAUUGAGAGAAGAGGCGGAGGGCAAAUCCCACGAGGAGGAGGAGGUAUCAGACAGGUCGGAUGUGAAGGUCAGCCCUGGAGCUGUGAGGCAGGAGGUGUCCCAGGCCAUCAGCGACAAGAAAGGCACGCUCAUUAUCUUUAAGCAGCCAGAGAAUAAAGAGAACACACAGGAUGAAGGGACAAGCGAAAAGAAGUCACUCCCGGCCCCAAUAGAGCUGGAAACCGAUGAGACCGAGAAAGAAACAGAAGCUCCUGCUGCUGUAAAAGGUCAAACUUCAGUAGUUGAGAUGCUAAGUCCAACGGUAGAGAUAAAGACUGGUGACACGGCCCAGAUUAAAAAUAUUGACUCUCCUAAGAAAGCAAUGGCAUCGUGGAUUUCUGAGGAGAAGGUGGAGGUAUCACAGGUCAUCGGUGUGUUUACAAAGAAAGUCGAAGAGCUGAAAACUUUGGAUGAGGUGCAGCAGAAAGCAGAAGGAAUCCAGUCUAAGCAGCUCGAGUCCAGCCUGACUCACAUUACAGUCUCUGAAGCUUCAGCUGCAUCCUUAGCAGUGUCUACUUUCGGAUGGGUUUCCCCCUCUCAAAAGGCAUCGGCUGACCAGGACGAGAAGCCGGUUAUUACUGAAAACGAAGCCGAGCCCGUCACAUCAAAGGUUCCUGAUGGCGUGGAUGUGCCUUCUAAAGACGUGCCUGUGGUCCACACUGAGACCAAAACCAUCACCUACGAGUCAGCUGAGGUCGACACGAAUGGAGAUGCAGACGCCGGGGUGCUGCUAAGCGCUCAGACAAUCACCUCGGAAACCACCAGCACCACCACAACCACGCACAUCACAAAGACGGUGAAAGGUGGAAUCUCAGAGACUCGAAUCGAGAAGAGAAUCGUCAUCACUGGAGAUGCAGACAUCGACCAUGAUGAGGCUCUGGCUCAGGCAAUAAAGGAAGCUAAAGAGCAACAUCCUGACAUGUCAGUGACCAAAGUAGUGGUACAUAAAGAGACAGAGAUCACGCCAGAGGAGGGGGAGGACUGACCCAGGAAUAACUGAGGGCUACAUCCACGACUCCACAGCGUAACGCCUGGACUCUCAGAAGGCUCCUCCUGUACGAAUGCUGCAGCUCGCUGCUCCACUCGCAAACAUCACUUGCAAAACCAAUGAACACACUCUGCAUGAGAAGGACGAGAAGUUGCAUCAUCAACCGAAUGCCCCGAUUCGUAUUUUAUCUUCUUUUAACGGUCCUCAAUCUGUCUGCACGCCUAAUCCCCGCGUGCAGCAAGCAAACCUGCUUUCACUGCCUUAUUACGACUUUGAUGCAUUUUUAUGAUUGCUGACGAUAAUUACUGUAGCAGCAUUUUAUUUAUGAAAUAAAAGCCAUCACUCCGGAAACUUGUAAUUGCUGUAGGCUGUACUUGUUAGAGAGCAAACACUAUUUAACCUCAGUGUAGAAAAAAAA